AUGUCGAAGCCUGACUGGAUUCAAGCCGGCGUUCCUACGCUCGACCGCCCCUUCGGCCUGCAGCUUUGGCCCAUCUUCGAGAAGGCCUACGAGUCGGCCGUCGGAUACAAACCGCAAGACUUCCGCUUCGUGCCUGGCGAGACACCCAUCUCCACGAUCAAGUCGUGCACGGCGAUACUUGUAUCAUACUACAUUAUAAUCUUUGGAGGAAGAGAAUUGAUGCGAAACCGCGAGCCCUUCAAGCUCAACUUUCUGUUCAAGGUGCACAACUUUUACCUCACGGCGAUUAGCGCAAUCCUUCUUGGACUGUUCCUCGAACAAAUUAUCCCGACGGUCGUGCGACAUGGUGUUUUCUUUGCUGUCUGCGACCACGCAGGCGGCUGGACGGACAAGAUGGUCAUCCUCUACUACCUCAACUACCUUACCAAAUUCCUGGAGCUGAUCGACACUUGCUUCCUGUUCUUGAAGAAGAAGCCGCUGACUUUCCUCCACACCUACCAUCAUGGCGCCACUGCCCUGCUCUGCUACACUCAGCUUAUCGGUCAUACCUCCGUUUCGUGGGUCGUCAUUACCCUGAACCUCAUGGUUCACGUUGUCAUGUACUGGUACUAUUUCCAGAGCGCUCGGGGCAUCCGGAUCUGGUGGAAGAAGUACAUCACGAUGAUGCAAAUCAUCCAGUUCGUUCUGGAUCUCGGCUUCGUCUACUUCGCCUCCUGGACCUACUUUACCAGCACCUACUGGCCUCACCUUCCCAACAUGGGCCAAUGCGCUGGCGAGGAAUUCGCCGCUAUCGCCGGUAUUUGCAUCAUCACGUCGUACCUCUUCCUCUUCAUCCUUUUCUACCUUGCGACCUACAAGAAGCCGGUGCCCAAGGGCCGCCGCAGGGCUACCAGCGCUUUGGUCGAGAUGAAGGAUGAGAAGGUGCCGACGGUUGGUGAAGCACGGCGCAGACUCUCCCAGAGCGUGCAUCCCUCAGCUAACGGCCAGGCAACAGGCGUCUCCACCCCGAACAGCCGUGCCACUCGUUCGCGCAAGGCCUAA
Molecule: messenger RNA, 1041 nt
Organism: Didymosphaeria variabile
Lineage: Eukaryota; Fungi; Ascomycota; Dothideomycetes; Pleosporales; Didymosphaeriaceae
Gene: ELO2
Product: Fatty acyl-CoA elongase/Polyunsaturated fatty acid specific elongation enzyme
Exons: 4
Coding region: 1-1041 (346 amino acids)
Biological process (GO): fatty acid elongation, saturated fatty acid; fatty acid elongation, monounsaturated fatty acid; sphingolipid biosynthetic process
Cellular component (GO): endoplasmic reticulum membrane
Molecular function (GO): fatty acid elongase activity
Source: RefSeq, a predicted model, not a curated record